Molecule: messenger RNA, 981 nt
Organism: Dioscorea cayenensis subsp. rotundata (Guinea yam)
Lineage: Eukaryota; Viridiplantae; Streptophyta; Magnoliopsida; Dioscoreales; Dioscoreaceae
Exons: 2
Coding region: 54-698 (214 amino acids)
Source: RefSeq, a predicted model, not a curated record
CAAAGAAAGAAAGAAGGAGAGAAAGGAAAGAAAAGAUAAGAAAAGCUAAAGAGAUGGCAUGGUCUGCUGAAAACGCCACAAAAGCAUUCCUCAGGACCUUGAAAACUGGAAACAAUGCAAUGGAGCCAGACGUGGCAGAGUUCAUAUCAGCAAUGGCAGGAGGGAGUGGAGCUAGACUCAUGGUGGAUGUCUGUGCGGACAGAGCUGGCUCAACCACGCUAGCGCUCAUCGCGGCAGCGCAGCAAACAGGUGGUAGAGUGGUAUGCAUAGUCCCCGGAGCUGAUGAGCUAAACUCAUCAGUGAUAUCUCUUGGAAUGCAAGCAGAGAACGUGGAGCUGGUAAUGGGGGAUGGUAGAGAGUUGUUGAUGGGGGAGUACCGUGGAGCUGACUUUGUGCUGGUGGACUGUGAUUUGGCCGGACAUGAACGGGUGUUCAGGGCGGCGCAGGCAGGGGCAAUGGAAGCGUGUGGAGGGGUGGUGGUGGGAUAUAAUGCUUUUCAUAAGGAGAUGUGUGGGAGUGGGAGUGGAAGUGGAAGUGGGUUGAGAGUGGAGCUGUUGCCGAUUGGAGAGGGGUUGAGAGUGAGUAGAGUGCCGCCGGCGGCGAAGAGGAGUCAGUGGGUGGUGCGUGUUGAUGAGUGCACCGGAGAGGAGCAUGUGUUCAGGGUCAGGUCUCCACGUAGGAAGUGGAUUGAGGCUUGAUUAAUGGUAUCAUGUUGUAUUAUUAUUAUUAUUAGUAGUAGUAGUAGUAGUAGUAGUAGUAGUAGUAGUGUAUAAAGAGAGAAAGAGGCUGUGUUUGUUGGUAUAACUUGGUAGAGAAUUAAAGAGGAAGAGAUGGUGGGUUGUCAUAACUUGUAUAUUGAUUUGGAGCUUGUUUUAACAUGAUUAAGUCUUAGUUGUCAGCUUUCUUUUUUUCUUUUUUUUUAAAUAAAAAAAUAGUGUGGACGAAUUUUGCAUAAUGAGAUAUUAGCGAUAAUUGAGGUUA